AUGAGUAACCCCGAGUUCCUAGUCCAGUGGGUUACUUUUGCAUCUAAUACCCCCCACGGAAGGGCCAUGCCAACUCAAUCAGACGUGGCAGAGUCAAUCGGACGUGGCAGAGUCAAUCGGAUGUGGCAAAGUCAUUCGCUCUUUAAGAAGGCAAUUGAAACAUUACGGCUUUUACUAGAGCCCAACGCAGAUAUCAACAAAGACACUCUUGGCAGUACAGCAUUAUCCUGGGCUGCCACCAAUAGCUAUGUUGACACAGUGUGGGCGUUGUUGGAGCACAAAUUGGAUGUCAACAAAGUCGACACUCUUAGUUGUUCGAUCGCUCAAGUUUCCAUAGGUCGAAGAGGACUCACAAGACACUCACGCACCAUCGCUACCAUAGCUAUUAGCUUGCCUCUACCCCGAAAAUCAAGGAAAAGAUCUAGAACUGCACUCCUAAUUCCAACAGACCACUCCUGA
Molecule: messenger RNA, 459 nt
Organism: Lindgomyces ingoldianus
Lineage: Eukaryota; Fungi; Ascomycota; Dothideomycetes; Pleosporales; Lindgomycetaceae
Exons: 2
Coding region: 1-459 (152 amino acids)
Molecular function (GO): protein binding
Source: RefSeq, a predicted model, not a curated record